AUGGUGCUCUUCUCAUUGCCACCAGUAUCGGUCAAUGACAACAACGAUAGUUAUGCUAAAAUGAUGCAAUAUUUAUCAACUUUAUUAUUUGGUUUCCAUGCCUAUCCAAUAACUAUCACAACACCAGAGGAAUAUAAUUUUAUUCAAACUACAUUUGGUUCGGUGAUUGGUGGACUUCCUGCCAAUUCCAGAGUGUAUGUAGGUGGUACCAAGUUGGACGUAAACUCCGAUGAGUGGAUCUAUAGCAAUGGAACGGCCGAGUAUGGUAUGCCUUUCUACCAGCAGUCUGUCGGUCGUUGUUAUACCGUUUGUCCGUGGUUGCCAGGCCAGCCAUCGGUCGCACCAAACCAACAGUAUCUCUCGCUGAAGAACUACCAACAGGGCAGUAGCAAGCUGUAUUUGCAAACCACCGAUUGGGUCACAUCGCUCACGACCAACCUGCAAUAUGUAUUGGUGGAACUACGUGGAACCAAGGAUCCAGUCAUGACUAUACCACCACCAACCUCGGGUGGUGUCAUAUACCUCAAGAAUUUCGUUAUGGACGACGGCAACUUUAAUUGGAACAUGAGUACACUGAAAAUCACUAUCAUUCCAUCCGAUGGAACCAAUGCAUACUAUCCAACCAUUACAUUGGAUUCACCAACAUCCGUACACUUUACAAUAAAUCCGGGUGUAGAUGCCUACGGUAUGAUAAUAGGUGAUGAUAAAAAAACUGUACCAACAAUGACCUAUAGAUAUCAAUUACCAUAUAUUUCAACUUUAUACGCAAAUACUUUAACAACUGGUAGUUUAAUUACUUUGACUGGAACCAACUUUGGUACAAAUUACACUUUAUCGAAAAUCAGUGUAAAGUAUGGAUCUACACAGACUGUUUGUUCUAAUCCAAUAAUAGUUGUCAAUCAAACUGUUCUCACAUGUAAAUUGACAACAACCGUAUCUAGCACUGCACCAUUAUACCCAAUUUCACUAUCUAUUGGUACAAAUAGUUUUGUUUAUACAAGUAAUAGAAUUCCUUUCUAUGAUCCAAACACUGUAAAAGUAAUAAAAAUAGGAGAUUCAGCAGGUAACUAUACAACUGUUCGUAAUGUUAUUUUGGGUACAAACAACAGUGUCGCCAUUGAAUCGAAUCCAAUCACUCAGGGUGUAAUAACAAGUGCACCACAAUCAAGUUUUAUCAAUUCAAUCUAUAAUUGGGGAAGCAAUCAGGUUCACCAAGCAUUGGAGUCGUCGAGCAACGGUAUCGUGGCAACCAGUGGACAGCUCAGUGGAACUGUAGUGAUGCCAAACUUUGUUUGUUCGGCGACACUUGUUUUCUGUGGAUCAAACAGCCCGGUCACCAGUGCAACCAAAACUGUUGGUUAUAUUCCAUCGCGUCUCGUUGACACCACCUCCACCAACGCUUGUGAAUUAUCAAUGUUUGGACAGACACCAACCUCUCAAAACCUAGGUGUAAUUUCCUCGAGCGUGCCAACCACAGGAACAACUCUCACUCUCCCUCUAUCCUACAGUGGAUUCCUCUUUACCAAACGAACAUACAAGCUUUCCAACUAUCCAAACUCAGUAUUCACCGAUAUCAUUUUAAACACAAACACACAACAAGUUCAAGUUAAAAUCCCGGCUGGCGUUGGAAAAGAUAUUGUUUUCACAUUGUAUCUCGAGGAUGUUGUCGCUCUGACUGGAACAUUCUCAUAUGUACCACCAGUUUUGUCAACGGUGUCAUCCGGUAGCAUCUUUGGUGAUGUAGUUACAGUGGUUGGUUCAAACUUUGGUGUGGAUUCAUCACUUCUCUCAGGACAAUUCGUUGGUGAAUCCACUGCCUUCAGUAAUUUCCAAUUGGCUGACCAGACCAAAUUCACAUGUACCAUACCAUCGGGUGUAGGAGCAUCAGGCCAAAUAUCAAUCACAGUUGGAAAUCAAAUAGCAACAAACAACCUACCAUACAAGUAUCUAUCGCCAAUUAUCUCGAAUAUCGCUCAAUUCGGAACAGUUUUCCAAUUGACUGGUACCAAUCUUGGUUUGCCAAGUCAACUGCCCACUUUGACACAAUCUGGAACCGUUUUAAAUGCCACCGGAAAUGCACAACAAAAUACACUAUUCAUUAGUUUACCGAGCCAUACCAAGCGUGGACCAAUCGCUUUGAAUUUGGCAGGACAACAAACUACUUUUAGCUUUGAUCCUCUGCCAGUUGUCAGCCAGAUAACUCCUACACCUUCCGCUUCAUCUACCACCACCAUUACAAUCUCUGGUGCCUAUCUUGACCUGACAAAUCAACAGGGUGACGCACUACCAGUCUCAAUCACCAUCGGCGGACAAACUUGCUCGAACCCAAGUAACAACGGUGUCGAUUUGUUUUGUAAUGCUCCUGCCAAUGUCGGUAUCCAAACGAUAUCGAUAUCGAUCAAUAAUCGUGUAAGCCAAGCAGAGAUUACCUAUGAAGCACCUGUUUUACAAUCGAUUCUACAAAACGAUGAUAAACUACAAGUGGUAGCAACAAACGUUGGUUCAGUAGCUUCCGCUAUCAAUAUUACCAUCUCUGGUGUUUCAUUCGCAGCUUCUUCAAUCGCCAACGGUGUUGUCUACUUCAAUUCCAUGCCAAACGGCUUGUUUUCAUCAUUGGUCACCAUCUCUGUAUUUAGAUUACAAUCGAAUAGUAUUCCAUUUUCAAUUAGUCCAGUUGUUAAGAGUGUUAGUUCAGCACCAACCGUCGGUGGACAAGUGACUGUUUCAGGACAAUUCUUUAACGACAGAGAUUUCAGUAGCAAUCCACAGGUUCUCAGUGUAAAUAUUAAUGGUGCAUGUGAUAGUCCUCAGAUUGUAGCGAAUUCAGCCAAUACCAAGUUGACAUGUAAAGUAGGUGCCGGUACCGGUACAGGUUAUAAAGUCACUGUUGUCUCUGGAACCACGUCAAGUACUAGCAGUGUUAUAUACUCUUAUCAGGCACCAAACAUUACAUCUAUAGUUCAUCAAAAUUCAGUUGUAACAAUCAUGGCAAACAAUCUAGGUUUAGAUGCAUCUGUCAUUACAACUCAAAUCGGUGGACAAACUCUAACUGCAACUGGGUUUGUAUCUGGAAACACUGGAGUAACAUUUACUAUUCCAGCGCAAUCUCAAAACUGUGAUAUUAAACUAUCGGUAAAUAGCGUCAGUUCAUCACCAUUCCCAUUGAGAUUGACACCAGCAAUCACAAGUGUUACAUCCGCUCCAACCAUCGGUGGAAGAACAACAAUCUACGGUCAAUUCCUCUCAAUCGAUCGUUGUGAUAACUCACAGUCCACAAUUGUUAUUAAAAUCGAUCAAACCACUUGUUCCAACCCAUCGUCGAAUGGAACCGCAAUCACUUGUACUGCUGUUCCGGGUACUGGAAAUAACCAUCAACUUGUAGUUACUAUAGAUGGUGUCAAUUCACAACCAACUGCAUUUGAAUACCUACCACCUUCCAUUGCACAAUUCACUCAGCAAUCUGCCAAUUGUUUGGUCGAUGGUCAGAAUCUUGGAGAUGAUCCAUCUAAAGUAACAGUAUACUUUGGUGAUCUCCCGAUCAACAUCAAGUCAUUCUCCAAUCCAUCACAGUUUGUCACACAAAUUCCACCUCUAGCUUUGAAUGGUGAUCUCAGUGUUGUCAUCGAUAAUCAACGUUCCAACAGUAUUCCAUACAAGUUGUUACCAAUUCUCUUGUCUGUCACCAGUCCAGAGAAUAACGGUGGUCAAAUAACUAUCACCGGUCUCUUUUUGAAUGAUAAGCGACAAGACGGCAGUCCCACAGGUAUUGCCAUCUCGGUUUCAACCAUUGGUGCUUGUACAAACAUUGUAAAACUACCGAAUGGCAAUAAGAAUUCCUAUUUGCAGUGUAAUUUGCCAAGUGGACAAGGUUCCAAUUUAACUUUGACUGUGACCAUCGACGGUUUGAAUCAAACCAUGCCGUUCAGCUUCAAUGCUCCCAAACUGUAUCAAGUCGAUGUCAGUCCAAACAAUUUGGUUACUAUCACCGGUGAUGGUCUCGGUGUAGAUUCAGACUCUACCGUCGUCAUGGUAAACAGUGUCGACUACCCACCAAAUAGUGUUUCAGCCAAAAGAGUAAUAUUCCAAGCUGCACCAGAAGUCGUCAAUGGAUUCGUUCAAAUCAAAGCACUGGGAAUGUUGUCAAACAUGCUCUGGUUCAGAGUCUCGCCAAAGAUUCAAUCGAUCACAAAAUCGAAAACAGAAGGAUCGCCAGUAACCAUUCUCGGAUCGAAUUUGGGUCUCUAUGAUGCUCUCCUGCGUGAAAACAUCUACCAAAUAUGGCAAGAUUCAAACACACUCUCUCCCGAUAAAAUCAAAUCCAACGCAACUGCCUUGAUUGUCACAACACUACCUGGAACAGGAGUUGGAUUCAAUGUUGAUCUAUCGAUCGAAGGUUUUGCAACCUCUGGAGCUUACUCUUAUCUACCACCUUCCAUCACCAAUAUCACUGCAUUCGGUUCGAGUAUUGUUGCUUUUGGUGAUAACUUUGGUGUUUGGUCAGAGCAAGUCACUCCAUUCCAACCAUCUACAUUGGUAAAUGUCACUCACCAUCGUGCACAAUUUACAAUUCCGCCUACCUUUAGAAAACAAAUGGUAUCGAUUAUUGUAAACGGCCAGACAUCUAACCAAAUAGAAUUGAUUCCACAGCCAAUUUUGAGCUCAACUACUAUGCUACCGAUUCAAGGUGGUUUGAUUACUCUGUUUGGAAACUACUUGAAUGGACAGAGUGAAAAUGGAACAUCUACUGAUGUUGUCAUUUCAGUUGGUCAACAACCAUGUGUUUUUGUCAAAUCCAACCAGGAAGGUACUCAAUUGAUUUGUAAUUUACUUACGGAUUUCUCUCAGGUCGACAAUGCGACAUUGUCAGUCAGUAUCGACGGUGUCCAAUCGCUCAACACUCUCAACUAUACAUCCUUCCCACCUGCACUACUCUCUUGUAGUGCGUUGUACUUUAAUAAAUCCGGACUGGUUACAGUGAGCGGUGACCAUUUCGCAGGAACCGACUACCAAGUGGAAAUUGCUGGACAAACCUGUGAGAAUGCAACUAAAAUGGAUAACCAAACAAUUACCUGUGAGUUUUCCGCCGACAUUCUCUCGCCAAACCCAUCGAUUGGAUUAAAUGUAACCGUUUGGAAUAAUCAAUCCAGAUUCUCUGCUGAUCUAUUUAUCUACCUCUCCAAUCAUUGCGAUGGUAUCUGCAUCUAUGGUAACUGCUUCCAAGGUUAUUGUAUUUGUAACGAAGGUUACGGUGGACAACUCUGCACUAUUCCUGUCAAUACUACCUUGCCACUGCCAACUGUUACCAGCACCUCCAAAACCUCAACCACUCUCUUUAACAAUUCCGCUGAAUUUACCACUGAAAUUAUUGCUCUUCGUGAAAUCGAUGGCGCUGGAUCCAUUAUCAAAUCAAUUGAUAUGUCCAACUCGAAAUGGAGUCAACUCACUGUCGAUACCGAAGGUAAUAUCUCGACCGUUGUCAAUAGAGCAUCGUUUGACGACUCUCAGCUAUUCGUUGAUGUUACCACUCAGUACUACUCGACAAACUCAAACAACAUCUAUUUGUCAGAGUUUGUUUAUGUUCCAGCUGGCUCACUCAAACAAUCGGUGACUAUCAACAGCUACCAAUUUGCCAAUCGCUCCAACAGUCUGCAAGUCAUCUACAGAAUAGGCGGACCAUCCACCUUCCAAUAUAACUGUCAAGACAGCAACGCCAGCAUAGUAGUUGGAAAAGUUCAUACGAUGGUACCAUCGUUCGUUGUUGACACACCGGUCGGUGUUUUGGUUGGCCAAUUCCCAUCGCGUACCAAAGUAGAUACCUCAGUUGGCAAACUCACAAUUCACCCAACAGAGAGCAGCGAUCCACUCAAUGCCAACAGAAACAAUAUAAUUAUCUACACUAUCACCAUACCAAAUUUUGAGGAUCGAGCAGAAUUCGACCCAAUUUUUACCACUUACAACAAACCAAAUCUAAUUAUCUCCCCUGAUUGUACAACAAAACCAACAACUUCACCAACUACCGGUGUUAUUUCAGAAUCAUACAAACUCAUCCCAUUGAAUUUAUUAUCAACAAUAUUCUUCCUAUUAAUCACAUAUUUAUUAAAUUAA
Molecule: messenger RNA, 6105 nt
Organism: Heterostelium album PN500
Lineage: Eukaryota; Evosea; Eumycetozoa; Acytosteliales; Acytosteliaceae
Exons: 5
Coding region: 1-6105 (2034 amino acids)
Source: RefSeq, a predicted model, not a curated record